CGAGCCAGACGAGCUACUCGUCUGUUUUUAGUCGAGCUCGGCUUCUGGAAUAUGAAAACAAACGAGACGAGCGCUCGUCUGCUCGUCUCGUUUUCUGGAAUAGGGCCCAUAUUUCAUACGAAUCAAGCCAAACGUCAAACCCACAAGAAGUGAAAAUUUUUUCGCAGCGAUUUUGCGGUGAUUUGCAAAAAUGGAAAAAAACAAAAACAAAACGACCACUAAAAAGCGGUUUGAGCGGAUGGUGCUGCUUCUCGAGCAAGAGCCAGACAUAGCCAAAGGCUUCUCCCGAGGAAAUUCCGGACCCUUCUGGGAUAAUCUGGCAGCAAAAGUCAAUAGUUUGGGACCGCCUAUUCGCGAUGGAACUGGAUGGGAAAAGGUUUGGGCGGACUAUAAGUCCGGAUUAAAGCGAAAACUCGCUCACAACAAUUUGUCCGAGCUGGAGGAGCAGGCAGUUCAAUUAACUGGGUUACUUGCGACCGUGGUAGGAAUCCCGGGUACCUCAUCUCAUGGAACACAGUCGGGUGCACCUCAAGCGGCAGACCAGGAAAAUUUUAUCUAUUAUGGUACUUCCGAUGAGUGUGACGGUAUCAAUAAUACCAUUCACUUCCAGCCCUCUCAGCCCAAAAGAUCCAGGCCUUCUACCGUGAGGCUUUUAGAGUUGCAAGUCGAGCAACAAAAAAAAAAUUUCACACCAAUCUGGAAUCCCUGUUAAAUAACUUAAACAAGAAUUUGAGUGAUCUGGUACAUUAUCAGCUCCAAUCAGCCCGAGCGGUUCUUUCCGUGGAUGCUACACUCAAAGAACAUCUGAGUGAACAAAAACGGCAUAAUCACUAGAUGGAGAAGAUCGCGCUGGAGAAAUCAAUAGUCAAGCGACAAAUCCUUGAAACGCAGAUUGCGUAUAUUUCAGAAUUAACCGUUGCUAUUGCGGGAUCCAUACUGUUAAAAUCGUAAAAACUAAACACGACUUUCAGGAGUGUAACAAAAAUAAUUUAUUUAACGACUUCACAGUUCGAGGUUCUUUUUUGCUAUAUUAAUUGAAAAUAAA
Molecule: messenger RNA, 1045 nt
Organism: Toxorhynchites rutilus septentrionalis
Lineage: Eukaryota; Metazoa; Arthropoda; Insecta; Diptera; Culicidae
Exons: 3
Coding region: 191-712 (173 amino acids)
Source: RefSeq, a predicted model, not a curated record